AGAGAGAGAGAGAGAGAGAGAGAGAGAGAGAGAAACAUAUAUUGACGUUGUAUUUAAAUUAUCGUGUUUUUUUAAGUGUUGCGUGCGAGUGCGUGCGUGUGCGUGUGCGUGUGCGUGCGUGUUAUGUGCGCGCGUGUGUUGCGUUCGUGACAAAGUUGGAUUUGAAGUUUUGAAGAAAGAAAACGGAAUAGAAAGAGAAAAAGAAAAGAGAAAGACGAAGAAGAAGAAGAAGAAGAAGAAGAAGAAGAAGAAGAAGAAGAAGAAGAAGAGGAAGAGGAAGAAGAAAAAAGGAUUGUCUUCUUGUGUUGCUAAGAAGAGCGAAUAUUGGGCGCGGCGUCGUGUCCUGAGUGCGGUGUGGCGGUGUCCUGUGAGUGGCGUGUGUGGCGGCGUGUGUCGUGUCACCAUGAACCAGCUGUGUCGUGUCUGUGGCGAGGCGGCGGCUGGAUUCCACUUCGGCGCCUUCACCUGCGAGGGAUGCAAGUCUUUCUUCGGGCGCACGUACAACAACGCGGGGUCUCUGGGUCAGUGCAAACACGGCGGGCGUUGUGUCAUCACCAAGAAGAACAGAACGUCCUGCAAGGCGUGUCGACUAACCAAGUGUCUCGCCGCGGGCAUGAGCAAGUCGGGAUCGAGAUACGGCCGCCGCUCCAACUGGUUCAAGAUCCACUGCCUACUGCAAGAGAAAGCCAGCGCAACACUGUCAGCCGCUGGAAACGUUCUGCCUGGAAACGUUCUGUCACAAACGUUCCCUGGGUGCAAACGUUCCCCAGCAGAGGACACCAGGAGGGAUGAAGACAGCGGGGUGGAGUCUCCAGUCCUUAGCAGCCCGGAGUCCCAAACAUCUGAGGGGUCCCUGGAAGACUACCGCAGGACUCCCUUUUCAUUGUAUCCUAAACUGAGGGUCCUAUCACCGUUUUUCCUGCAUCCUUCACCGGCUUAUCCUCGCUUACCGUUCUAUCCUUAUUUGUAUCCGGUUUUAAGCGCCGCCGUUUCAGCUGCUGUGGAUAUGUCAACACCUACAACGCCCACAACACCCACAUCUACCCACACACACACGCACACGCACACGCACACACACACGGACAGAGAUACAGCCACGCCUACACCACCACAUCUUCUCCCAAUCUUCCGUGACACGACACGCCCAUGCACGCCCACCACACCCAAAUUGGAGGUACAAAAUGAGCCUAUAGAUUUAUCUCUCAGAAGGCCUAUAUCUUCCCCUCCUCCUCCUCUUCUUCUCCUCCUCCUCCUCCUCCUCCUCCUCCUCCUACCCACUUCACGUAUACUAUGAGGGUAACUACUGCCUCCAUUCCUCCUCCUCCUCCUCCUCCUCCCCCUCCUCCUCUCCUCCUACCACCACGCAGGACGCCUCUCCCCCCACCCCCCCUCCUGUUGAUCUGUCCUGUAAUGCCUAAAUAACCCUCCUCCUCCUCCUCCUCCUCCUCCUUACAUACAUACAUACAAAACAACGAACAUGUAUACCAAUAAACGUCCAUGUAUACAAUUUAUUCAUAAGGAGGAGUAAGUUAAUUCCGUCUUCUUCAUGUAUACUGGGAUAUUUCACCGUGUAUAUUUAAAAUGGUAUACAUAUAUACAUACAUACAUAGAGAAACGAAUAUCUAUGUAUACAAUUUAUUCAUACGGAAAAAUAGUAAAUAAAUUCCGGUUUUUUAUGUAUACUGAGAUAUUUCAACAUGUAUACUUAAAGGGGUAUGUAUACAGUGAAUAUACAUACCUAUACAUACCAGAGUAUACAUAAUAGAUACAGAAAACGAAUAAACCCAUUCUUAACUAAACAAAUUCCUUAUCUCUAUGUAUACUGGGAUAUUUCAACAUGUAUACUUGAAGGGGUAUGUAUAGAGUGGAUAUACAUAACCUAUACACACUAGAGUAUACAUAAAAGAUACAAAGGGCAAAUAAACCCAAAUCUUUAAAACUAUGAAUAUCAAUGUAUACUAAAAAACACCAUGUAUAGAUGUAUAAGUGCCUGAAUACUGUAUAGAUGAUAAAACAUUCAUAUACAUACACAAAAAAAUGAACAAAUGAAACUCUUAUUAUGUAUACUGAGAGAUGUAAGCUUGUAUACAUGAAAUAGCUGAGUAUACAUUGACAAUAGACGAAGAAUGAAUACGUACCCAGAUGUAUACA
Portunus trituberculatus (swimming crab) is the source of this 2151-nucleotide messenger RNA. Its product is annotated as zygotic gap protein knirps-like. Lineage: Eukaryota; Metazoa; Arthropoda; Malacostraca; Decapoda; Portunidae. Gene Ontology annotation, biological process: regulation of DNA-templated transcription. The transcript is spliced from 4 exons. Bases 404 to 1294 code for a protein of 296 amino acids. Gene Ontology annotation, molecular function: DNA-binding transcription factor activity; zinc ion binding; sequence-specific DNA binding. The record is from RefSeq and is a predicted model, not a curated record.